AUGGGACUUCAUACCCCAACGAGCAUAUCGAUCACUACCGCACCAUUAUGCAUAUCCAGGGCCCCGGAUGCUUUACUCUGCCAAGUUUUUCCUGCCACCCUUAAAGGGCAGGCCCAAACAUGGUUCUACUCACUGCCUGCCCAAUCUAUCUCAUUAUUCGUUAAAUUGGUCAAGUUAUUUGUCGAACAAUUUGUCGCCAACCGAAGGAUGGUUAAGGAUUCCUCCCACCUCUCAGGGAUACGUCAGAAUGAGGGUGAAUCUCUUAAAGAGUACUUUCAAAGGUUUUUCACAGCAGCCCGACAAAUUCCAGGGGUAGAUCCCGAAUUGCUUAGAGGUGUAUUUCUUGGAGGGCUUCGCCCGGGCCCCUUCUACUCGGCACUCAUGCGAGAAAUGGUCCACACUUAUGCAGAUCUAAUCCAUCAAGUAGAGGCCCAGAUUACUGCUGAUGAAGCCAUCAAUGCUCAUAGGAAGCAAUUUGAGCAGACAACCGGGAAGCGUAAAAAUCCCCCAAGGAUGGAGAAUCCCCCAUCACAAAGGAAGAAGCAAGAAAACUACAAUCUUCCUCCUCGGCCCUCACAGUCGCGAUGA
This is a messenger RNA of Dendrobium catenatum, 588 nucleotides long. RefSeq lists its product as uncharacterized. The record is from RefSeq and is a predicted model, not a curated record. The transcript has a single exon. The coding region runs from base 1 to 588 and encodes 195 amino acids. NCBI's taxonomy places the organism in Eukaryota, Viridiplantae, Streptophyta, Magnoliopsida, Asparagales, Orchidaceae.